Molecule: messenger RNA, 1104 nt
Organism: Pyrenophora tritici-repentis Pt-1C-BFP
Lineage: Eukaryota; Fungi; Ascomycota; Dothideomycetes; Pleosporales; Pleosporaceae
Product: PcbC, Isopenicillin N synthase and related dioxygenase
Molecular function (GO): 2-oxoglutarate-dependent dioxygenase activity
Source: RefSeq, a predicted model, not a curated record
AUGGCACAACCAGCUCACAGGUCAGAUCAAACGACAUACGACGAAGCCCGAAACGGCGCCGCUGCGUAUCUACAGUCAAGACUUGCAGCAAAAGACAAUGCGUCUGAUACGAACUUCAUCAUACCCGUCAUUGACCUGACGCGAUCCUUUUCGGAAUCUCUUGCAGAUCGUCGGGCAGUCGCGGCCCAGAUCCGAGAAGCAUGCACAACCUCUGGGUUCUUCUACAUCACCAAGCACAAUGUGCCCAAGCCAGCUUGCGAUGGAAUAUUGAAGCAAGCGGAACGUUUCGUCCAUUAUCUGCCUCUCGCAAAGAAGGAGGAACUGCAUGUGGAAAAAAGCAAAUUUAGCCUGGGGUGGGAGCCAAGCGAGUAUACUUCCAUCGCUGGCGACAAGGAGAAAAAAGAAAUCUUCAACUUUGCAUACGAAGCAGCAUUGGAUCGUACAGGAGGUGAUGGGGAAUAUCGAGAGCUGGAUGGUUCCGCUGGCGAAAGCAACGUUUGGCCCAAAGAGGAGGAUUUACCGGGAUUCCACGCGGCCAUCAAAGAGUACUAUGGCGCUGUUCUUGAUCUUGCUCGUCAUCUAUUCCGCCUCUUUGCGCUCUCGCUCGAUCUCCCUGACUACUUCGACCCCAUGACCACGCAUCCAGGCGGCAACGCAAGACUCAUAUACUACCCACCUCCGAAAAUUUCCCAACCGGACAGUCUGGCGCCCACUCCAGAAGAGCAGAUCGGUCUAGGAGCGCACUCGGACUACCAAUGUUUCACACUCCUCCUCACCUCCACCACUCCCGGUCUCGAAAUCCUCAAGCCAUCCGGACAAUGGCAUAUCACUUCAUACAUCCCAAACUCACUCAUAGUGAACGUAGCGGAUUUCUUCAUGCGCUGGACGAAUGGGCUAUACAAGAGCACUGUACAUAGGGUUGUCAAUCGCAGUGCCGAGGCGCGGUACAGUGUCCCAUUCUUCUUCUCGGUCAAUUACGACACAGUUAUCGAGACAUUACCGACUUGCUUGAAGGAUGGAGAGGAGAGUAAAUGGAAGCCGAUCAAGGCGGGGGAGUAUAUACUGGAGAGGGUCAAUGCUACGACAGCGUACGGCGCGAUUUAA